CGUGGACGCAACACCUCCCACAGCUGUAAAGUACACAUCAAUCUCCAACAUUAUUACCCAUAGACUCACAGAUAUUCUUAAGAUUAUAAUUGCCGCUUUUCAGCUGUAUAUUUGUUGCAAUUCUUGCCUAACCCUUUUUUUAAACCUCUUUUCUUUAGUGAGCUCGUCAAUAUGUUUUGUAACAUUAUCUGCCAUCCACCGCUUGGACGACCGACGUUUGUAGCUCCUGAGCAGGAGAAAGUGAGCUUCAAUGUUGUUGUAGAAGCCAGCGAAUCAGCAAGGCAUGAGAAGUGGGAACUUGCUUUGUGGCAUAGUACCGGACCGGGAAAUGACUGGCAAGCUUUGACACUUGAAGAGACAACAGAGGCACCACUUUUGGCUGAAUCACAUGGCCAGGAAAACAGCUUUCACAGGAAAUACUUCAAUGGCCAGAUUGAGGUACCCUCUGGACCUGCUGGCCCUCUUCAAUUUACCAUCAAAUUCAAAACCAGCCCCGAGUGUAAUUGGAAGUGGGUGAACGAUCAAGCGUCUCCAGCUCCUGGCGAUGGAGCUGUACACAGGCAAGGCACUCGAUUGUCAGCUGAUAUAUCAGCCUAUUUCCAAGGCAGCGAUCAUUCUCUCAGCAUAUCCUCUGUCGCAAGCGAAGCUCCGGAAACUAGUCUUUGGGCCGUCUCAGCAAAAGUGGAUGCCGCAAAAGGACAUCAGCCCGGCAGAAGAGUGGUCAAACUAGGUCUUCCGCGAGAUGUGGUCCGUUGGUUUGCUCUCAUUCAAGAUUGGAGCCCAUGGCUUGCGCCGCGCCAAGGAAAGGCGAAGUACUCUGCAGACAAAGAUGGCAUCUUGUGCUCUUUCUUACGGAAGGAUGGACUUCAUCUCGUUGUGCUUGGAAUAAGUGGAGUGGAUCACCAUCUUGUUCUACUUCGACCAGAUGAAGAUGGAAAUGUUCUGAUAUCUGCAAGGAACGAUGGAGCCGAGAAUGGCACGGCUCGAGUUGCUGUUGCUGUCGGUCGUUCCUUUGACAAAGCCAUGGCAGCGGCCAUGUACCAUGCACGACGAGUUGUGGGAGUUCCUGUUGUAUCUGCUGGACCAACGACCCCCGCUGAGCCUCUGGCCGUUGACAAUGGCGUCAAGCCUGAAUGGUUUCAAGAAUGGUUUGAUGGACUUACUUACUGCACCUGGAAUGGACUUGGCCAGAAUUUGACGGAGGAUAAGAUUCUCAAUGUCUUAGAAGGUCUAGACAAGGACAACAUUAAAGUGACCAAUUUGAUUAUUGAUGACAACUGGCAGACUCUGGAUAAACCCGAUCAAAGUCAAUUCCUACGGGGCUGGUCAGACUUUGAUGCAAACAAGGAAGGCUUUCCAGGUGGUUUAAAAGGUUGUGUUUCUCAGAUCCGCCAGAAAUACAAGAAUAUUCUCCAUGUAGCUGUGUGGCAUGCCUUGCUUGGUUAUUGGGGCGCCGUGGCACCUGAAGGCCAGAUCGCUCGUCGGUACAAAACAUGCGACGUGCCCAUGACAAGGCGGGAUGACCAUGUCACAUUACGGGUCGUCGAUGCUGAGGAUGUCCAUAAGCUCUAUAAUGACUUUUAUAGCUUUCUUUCGAAUGCUGGCAUUGAUUCUGUCAAGACAGACGUCCAGUAUGCCAUUAACGAUAUGGACAAUGCCGAUGACAGAAGCCGACUGCUUAAGGCUUAUCAAGAUGCGUGGUACAUCAAUAUACUUCGAUAUUUCUCAGCCAGAGCGAUUUCCUGCAUGUCUCAAACGCCAGAGAUUAUGUUUCGCUCUCAACUUUCGGGAAACAGGCCAUAUGUGAUCCUUCGAAACACUGACGACUUCUUCCCCGAAGUACCCGAAUCUCACCCGUGGCAUCUUUUCUGCAACGCUCAUAACGCAUUAUUUACCCAGUACCUCAACGUGCUUCCAGAUUGGGACAUGUUUCAGACAGCACAUCCUUGGGGUGCCUAUCAUGCAGCAGGACGUUGUGUCUCGGGCGGGCCUGUCUAUAUCACCGAUGUGCCUGGCAAGCACGACACCAAACUAAUUCGCCAGAUGACGGCACAGACCCCUAGAGGGUCGACCGUGAUUCUCCGGCCUCAUUUGGCUGGAAAGACCAUCGAGCCUUAUUCCCUGUAUCAGGAAGAGCAUCUGCUCAGAGUAUCGAAUUACGUUGGCAUGCAAGGGACUGGGACCGGGAUUCUGGGUGUGUUCAACGUGACCCAGCACCCACUCACCGAGCUGCUAUCUUUGGGAGAUUUCCCCGGCACCGAAAAAGGGCUAUAUAUCGUUCGGUCUCAUUGCACUGGAGUUGUCAGCAAGCCCCUCUCAAGAGAUGAUAAGACUCCCCUUGUGACAGUCAGCCUGCCAAGAGGGGGCUGGGAUAUCUUUUCUGCGUGCCCGCUGCAGCCCGUCAAAGUCCGGACCAAGGACCGAAAGGGCGUCAAGACUACCGCCAUAACAAAUUUUGGUUUACUGGGCAAAAUGACUGGUUCUGCCGCAAUCAUCCGCUCAGACAUGAAUUUUGAAGAGAACGGUCGACUAAGAGUGUGGACCUCACUUAAGGGGCUUGGUACUCUCGGGUUCUACGUCUCCGGAUUAUCUGGCUUCUCCAUCCGGGAUGAUUUCAUGGUAUUGAUCCUUGGUAGGGCAAUCCCCGCCCAUACCGUCAAGGCGGAUGUGACCACGAAUGUCUUGGAAAUCGAUGUGGAAAAGGCAUGGACCGAGAUGGGCUUGAGCAGCGGCUGGAGCAAUGAGGUCGGAGUUGAAAUGUUCAUUCGUUAAGUCCAUUUACCAGGAACAGCCAGACGCUGCUAGGUCCGCACAUUACAUGAAUAUUUCAUUACAUGACUUGGCUGUACAUAGGCCAAGGCCCUUAUAUAGAAGCUCCUUUGAUCCAGUGUUCACAAAUUAAUAUGAUGCUGCCAUCCGUUCAUGGCUGGUGUUUUAAUUGCAACCGCCC
This is a messenger RNA of Xylona heveae TC161, 2950 nucleotides long. Its product is annotated as glycoside hydrolase family 36 protein. The record is from RefSeq and is a predicted model, not a curated record. The transcript is spliced from 10 exons. Lineage: Eukaryota; Fungi; Ascomycota; Xylonomycetes; Xylonales; Xylonaceae. The coding region runs from base 172 to 2772 and encodes 866 amino acids.